This is a messenger RNA of Penicillium chermesinum, 1110 nucleotides long. Its product is annotated as INSIG family protein. Gene Ontology annotation, biological process: sterol biosynthetic process. The coding region runs from base 1 to 1110 and encodes 369 amino acids. The record is from RefSeq and is a predicted model, not a curated record. Lineage: Eukaryota; Fungi; Ascomycota; Eurotiomycetes; Eurotiales; Aspergillaceae. Gene Ontology annotation, cellular component: endoplasmic reticulum. The transcript has 2 exons.
AUGGUGGAUUCGCCUCGUGUUCUGCGGCCUCGUCCCCGACGGCCCUUCGAGCUGGCAGCAUCGACUGAGUCCUCUGGCCCUAAUACCCCAACUGAAAGCGCCCAAGCGGAUCUACUCAGUGCCCAGGAUGCCGGAUCAACAACCACAUCUGCCAAUGUGAGCCGGACCGGCUCUAUCCUGAACCUCACGUCCUCCACCCUCUACGGAAUCUACCAACCCACCGCAUUCGAUGGAUCUCGCGAUGAGUCAAGCCCCUGGGGCACCGAAGUCAAUACCCCAGCAGCAGAGUUUCCUCCAGAGUUUUCACAAGCUGCCGCUUUGAACUCGGCCAUUCACCCUCGGCCAUUAGCAGUGCAGCGGACACGCUCCCGGCUCAGUCAUGGGCUGGUGCGUGGCGUGAUCCUGCCUCAGCUGCUCAGCAGUGCUCUGCUUUUUGGCUUUGGAAUUGUUUACGGGGUUAUCACGGUGCAUCUGCAUGACAAUCAUUGGAUCACCCCUGUUAAACUGGAGAAUGUUCACUACUACGAUUCAUGGCAGUAUCUCGGCUUCUGGGGUAUCUCUGGCAUUACGCUGGGGCAUAUUCUCCCGUGGUUGGAUAGCUGGCGCGAGAGGGAGUCUGUUCGGGAGGAGCAGGUCAAGCACGCGCGGAGCGAGGACGAGCAUGAGAACGAGGACCGCACCCCUGCGUGGGUUGCUGUCGCUCGUAGUGUUGGUGCCUUCGUCGGUAUCGCAUUUGCGAUGCGUCGCCUUCCCUGGGAAUCCACCACCCAAGCCUCGCUCACCCUUGCCCUCGCAAACCCCGUGCUAUGGUACCUGAUCGAUCGCACCCAGACCGGCUUCGUUCUUGCGACCACAGUCAGCCUAGCGGGAAUGAGCAUAAUCCUAGGCUUGAAGCCCGAGCUCAUCCCAACUUCUACGGGCCCGUCCGUGGGUGCCGCUAUCCUAAACGGAACAGGAUUGGAAAACGCCCUGGGGGCGGAGGUUACCCAGGAGAGCAUUGCAGUCCGCACCUGGGUUGCCAGUGUCAUUUUCUGCGCAUGCGUUUGCUUUGGCAAUGUUGGUCGCCAACUAGUCAUUGGAGCCCAGCACAGAGCUGGUGUUAGGGCGUGA